AUGGAUAGAGAGGCUUGGGAAAGGGCUUCCAAGGACAAUGCUGAAAGUGCUUCCAGAGAUCCUCUUGUUGUUGGCCGAGUUGUAGGAGAUGUUCUUGAACACUUCACUAGGUCUCUUCCUUUCUCUGUUACCUAUGGCAACAAGGAGGUUCACAAUGGUGUUCAACUCAAGCCCUCUCUAGUUGCCAAACAACCUAAGGUUGCUAUUGGUGGAAGUAAUUUCACGAACUUCUACACUUUGGUAAUGGUGGAUCCUGAUGCACCCAGUCCAAGUGACCCCAACCUUAGAGAGUACUUGCAUUGGUUGGUGACAGAUAUUCCGGAAACAACAGAAGCAACUUAUGGCAAAGAGAUUGUUGAAUAUGAGAGCCCAAAACCGAAAGUGGGGAUUCACAGGUUUGUUUUUGUGCUGUUUCGGCAACCCAGAAAUCAAACUGUGUAUGCACCAGGGUGGCGCCAGAACUUCAUAACCAGAGAGUUUGCAGAGAUUUACAAUUUUGGAUCACCCUUGGCUGCUGUUUUUUUCAAUUGCCAGAAGGAGACUAAGGGCUCUACUAGCUCAUCAAGCUCGAAGAAACAUUACUAA
Messenger RNA from Pistacia vera, 585 nucleotides. RefSeq names its product protein HEADING DATE 3A-like. The transcript is spliced from 4 exons. Lineage: Eukaryota; Viridiplantae; Streptophyta; Magnoliopsida; Sapindales; Anacardiaceae. Bases 1 to 585 code for a protein of 194 amino acids. The record is from RefSeq and is a predicted model, not a curated record.